UCACACACACAAAAAUUAGCUUGUGAAGAAAAAGAAGCGCGAAACCGAAAGCUCAGAAGAAAUGGCGGGAAAUGAUCCUCAGAGGCAGCUCCUAACCCUAAUUCGCGAUUUCGCAUCUGAAAAAUCGCAAGGAGAGCGAAGAGUAGUUGGCUUGAAAAAGCGAAUCGAAGAACUUCGAUAUGAGCUCGACACAGCAAAUGCGGAGCUUGAAGAUGCCAAGCGCGCAAAAGAAACCGCUGAGCAAGAGCUUAAAGGCUACGAAGUUGAAUUGACUAUGAACGAAGCUUCGAUUCAAGCCCUAGAGGCAAGGAUUUCUCUGAUUCAGGACGAAGUAUCCACCAUUGGAUAUGAUGUGGAAGCUCUGAAGGUACUGAAUACUGAAGGAGGUUUGCGAGAUGAGUUUAUAAGCCAAAUGGUUGAGCUCAACGCUAGGAUAAGGAAAUUUCACCAAGAGACAAUGACUUGUGAUGUACACCAUGAAAAUCAUGUUGGAAUGGCAACAGGUGAUAGCAUUGAAACCAAAGACAAACACGUGAUGGAAGUCACUGAAGUAGAUCCAAAGACUUCUGAGGACACAUUGGCCCAUAUAAUAUCCCAAACAACUAAAGAGGAAGAAGAAUUCCAAGCAGAGCUGAAUUUUCAAAAGCAGGUCCAGCAGGAUUUGAUUGAUUUUGAGAAGAAGGUGUCUCUGAUGGAAGUGAUAAUGAAAGUAAAGAAAGCAGUAGAUGACAUAACAAUGCAGAGUGAUGAAUUGGAAUUUAAGUUUGCUUCCCUCAGAGAGGAGUUGCAGAGGAGUUUUAUUUGUCCGAGUUGUCAUUUAGAUAAUGUGGAGGCUCUGAGUGGAUUUGAUCAGGUAGACGAGGCAAACUGAUUCUUUGUCAAACUAUCACUUGCAACCUAGGACUGGGUCAAUCAUGGUCAUCUGGCCUUGAGACAGUUCAAAAUUUUAAGCAAAAACUGUGAUUGAUGAGAGCAAUGUUAGGGAUACAAAAAUUUUGACAAUUACUGACAUGAUAAGUUGUGACU
Quercus robur (English oak) is the source of this 1026-nucleotide messenger RNA. RefSeq lists its product as uncharacterized. The transcript has 10 exons. The record is from RefSeq and is a predicted model, not a curated record. NCBI's taxonomy places the organism in Eukaryota, Viridiplantae, Streptophyta, Magnoliopsida, Fagales, Fagaceae. The coding region runs from base 62 to 871 and encodes 269 amino acids.